This is a messenger RNA of Pygocentrus nattereri (red-bellied piranha), 2452 nucleotides long. RefSeq names its product utrophin-like. Lineage: Eukaryota; Metazoa; Chordata; Actinopteri; Characiformes; Serrasalmidae. Gene Ontology annotation, cellular component: plasma membrane. The transcript has 17 exons. Bases 320 to 2452 code for a protein of 710 amino acids. Gene Ontology annotation, biological process: synaptic signaling. The record is from RefSeq and is a predicted model, not a curated record. Gene Ontology annotation, molecular function: zinc ion binding; protein binding.
CAAGGGAACCGGCUGUUGCACUGUGGAGGCAUCAUGGCCGUUCUUCAGAUUCUUAUGCUAAUGGUAUUCCAUUACAUUUUAAAUGGUCUGCUGUACACAGUAAGCGUUCAUGGCUGAAGACUGCUGCCGAGCUGGAUUUCUCUGUUUGUCUGUGCUCUGCAUUUGGAUUCAGACUCUCUGCCACCUUUUACACUCACCUAUGACCUUCAGCUCCAGAGACAGACUGUUCAGAGGAGUGGAAGUGGACUAGUACAGAGACUUUUAGCAUUACAUACUCUCAGCACAUAGUGAGAGAUCAGGUGGCUUUUCCAUCUGUAGGAUGAGAAUCCUGAGGAGCUUCCAGAGGUCCAGCAGCUGGAGGAUAAUGGCUAUGAUGAGGUCUUCAUUACAGAAAGUGAUGUUCUUUCUGCACAGAGUCCAAAGGGUUGCUUUCACAUCACCAAGAUAUCAGAAACUGUGUAAGGAUAUUCAGGCAGAGAUUGAUGCCCACAGUGAUCCCUACAGAGGGUGCUCCAGAGACCAAUCACAGGCUGUCGUGGCAAUCGGCCAUGAUGAGAAUAUGGACCAAAACUGUCGGACCACUGCCUUUUCCAACAGGGAACAUGUGGAGCUUAACAGUGAGAGAUGGGCUGGGCUGAUAGCUCUGCUGGAGGAGCUCUGGUUCUGGGUGAAGAUGAAGGAUGAGGAGCUGACCAGUCAAAGUCCCAUUGGAGAGGAUGUUCAUACUCUACUGCAGCAACAAGGCUACUGUAUGGCUCUGCAGAGCGAGCUGACCAGUCGAAGACAGGAUUUUGACCACACACUGAAGCAAGUAUGCUUGUCUUUGGCUCUACAGCCUGUGGAUUCUCUGACUGAAGUCAGCAUGGAAUCAGCAGCAGGGCGUGCUGUGCCCGAGAGGAUAAUGUGGCUGGCCCGUGUCAUGCAGGAUCAAGCAGUAGAGGUCCAACAGCACUGGGAACGGUUCCGUGCUCAUGCGGCCAGUUGGCAGCAGCAGGUCAGCUGGGCACUGGGGAAGCUCCAGGACCUGCAGGACUCCAUGCAUCAAGAGGAGUUAAGCUUGACAGAGAUGGAUAGUAAUGGGCAAGAAUGGCACCCAGAUGGACAUACUUUGGUCAACUGUAUGCUGGAUAAGAGCUUUAUUGACGGGACAGUAGGAUGCCACCUGAAAGCGAUGAAUGUCAAUGGCAGUUUGGUUCCACCUCCUGACAUUCAGCUGACUCUGGUUUCAUCAGCACUACCUCACAGCCUCAGUACACAAAUGAACGUCUCAGAGGGGGCAAUGAUGAAUCAGCACAGUCAGCCCCUAGAUGCUCGAGAUGAUAACAGACCAUUCUCCCAGGACUUCUUAUCUGCCUCUGUUCAGUCUCCGUGGCAGAGGGCAGUUUUUCAUAACGGUGUUCCUUACUACAUCAAUCAUGAGUGGCAGACUACAUCAUGGGAUCAUCCACAAAUGACUCAGCUUUUUCAGUCACUGGAUGAGCUGGGACAUGUCCGCUUUUCUGCCUACCGCACAGCUAUGAAGAGCCGCCGAGUGCAGAAAGCCUUGUGCUUGGACCUUUUGGAGUUGGCAGAGGCUCAGGGUGUCUUUGACCAACAUCGGCUAACUCAUAAUGGACAGCUUUUGGAGGUUCCAGCCAUCAUAACCUGUUUGUUCACAAUCUACACUGAACUUCAGCAGGCAUAUCCAGAUCUGAUCAAUAUCCCUCUGUGUGUGGACCUGUGUCUCAACUGGCUUCUGAAUGUCUAUGACAGUGGCAGAAGUGGGAAGGUUGAAGUCAUAAGCAUGAAGAUUGGACUGCUUUCUCUUUCGAAAGGACACCUUGAGGACAAGUAUAAAUACCUGUUCAGUCAGGUGGCUGGCUCUGCAGGAGUGUGUAACCCACGGCAGCUGGCUCUGCUGCUGCACACCACCAUGCAGAUUCCCCACCAGCUGGGUGAGGCUGCUGCAUUCGGAGGGAGCAACGUGGAGCCCAGUGUCCACAGCUGCUUUAGGCAUGUGGGCUGUAAGGAGACAAUUGAGCUGGAUCAGUUUGUAGAGUGGAUGCAUCUGGAGCCCCAAUCGAUGGUGUGGUUACCAGUGUUGCACAGAGUGGCUGCAGCUGAGACAGCCAAGCAUCAGGCCAAAUGCAACAUCUGUAAAGAGUGCCCCAUGGUGGGCUUUAGGUAUCGCAGUCUGAAGCAUUUUAACUAUGAUGUGUGCCAGAGGUGUUUUUUCUCUGGAAGAACUACUAAGGGUCACAAACUGAACUAUCCCAUGGUGGAAUACUGCACCCCUACGACCUCUGGGGAAGAUGUGCGUGACUUCACCAAGGUGCUGAAGAAUAAGUUUCGGUCAAAAAAGUAUUUCACCAAACACCCACGCCUUGGAUACCUGCCAGUCCAGGCCAUUCUAGAAAGUGAUCUAGAUGUCCCAGUCACACUGCUGAGCAUGUGUCCAGAGCACUAUGAGUGA